Molecule: messenger RNA, 1366 nt
Organism: Ictalurus punctatus (channel catfish)
Lineage: Eukaryota; Metazoa; Chordata; Actinopteri; Siluriformes; Ictaluridae
Product: globoside alpha-1,3-N-acetylgalactosaminyltransferase 1
Exons: 4
Coding region: 92-1027 (311 amino acids)
Biological process (GO): carbohydrate metabolic process
Cellular component (GO): membrane; vesicle; Golgi apparatus
Molecular function (GO): hexosyltransferase activity
Source: RefSeq, a predicted model, not a curated record
UGCACAUACACAUACACACACAGACAAUUAUGGACUGAUCUAAACUCUUUUUCGGUCACUGCUAGAGUGGAGAGAAAAGUUUUUGACUAACAUGAGGAAAGUCACAAUGCGGUUCGGAGAGAACUUCUAUCUGUUUUCGAUCAUUGUCAUCGUUUCACUGCUGGGGUUAGUAUACCUUAGCUUCACUUCUUCAAAAAGCAGUCGGCCAGAUGUUGCCACAACGACCCUAUGGUUGGCUCCAAUUGUGUGGGAGGGAACAUUUGAUCAGAAGUUGAUUGACAACAUCUACAAACCACGGAAUAUCACCGUGGCAACCACCGUCUUUGCAGUGGGGAAGUACGUACGCUUCCUGAAGGACUUCCUGGAAUCUGCAGAGCAGCACUUCAUGGUGGGCUACCGAGUGCAUUACUACCUGUUUACAGAUCGUCCGGACGAGGUUCCCACGGUAACACUGGGGGAAGGGCGUCAGUUGACCGUGAUAAAAACAGCAACCUCGAACCGCUGGCAGGAAAUCUCACUGCGCAGGAUGGAGAGAAUCGAGAAGCUCAUCGAGAAGGAACUCACCGGCAAGGCAGACUACAUAUUCAGUCUCGACGUCGACUCCAAAUUCUAUGCUCACUGGGGGGCGGAGUCUCUGGGCGACCUUGUCGGCGUGCUGCAUGCCUGGUAUUUCGGAUCAUCUCGGAAUCAUUUCCCGUACGAGCGGCGUCCUGAAUCUCAGGCCUUCAUACCUUUUGAAGAAGGAGACUACUACUACGGAGGUGCUGUGAUCGGAGGACGCCUCGACGAAGUGCACAAGCUGGCGAAGACGUGCCGCAUGCAGCUGGAUGUGGACCGAGCCAAUCACAUUGAAGCAAUAUGGCAGGAGGAGUCUCACCUGAACAAGUACUUCCUGUACAAUAAGCCCAGCAAGGCGCUCUCACCUGAAUACCUGUGGGACGACACAAAAUGGAAACGCAGCUACUUGAAAGUGGUGCGUUUCUCUCAGGUGGUCAAGAAUUACGCCAACAUCCGACCCAACCCUUAACGCACACUGUACCUCAGUAGGUUUUGCACCAGAUUGAUUACUUCAUGCUGUGAAUUACAUGAAUUAUCCAUAUAAUACGAUUCUUCAUGGAACAUAACUGAACUACGUUCGCUCAUCCUAGUACCCUCAUCUCUCAGGUUUCACCAACAGAACAGCAGGACUUUGCUUUCCCUUGGUAACACCACCUCUUUGUGGCAGUUAUCCCAACUGCAAUGUUCUCUCUCAAAGCUCUCACAUCCUAUAACAUGCUCAUAUUCUUGUUUUUUUGUUUGUUUUUUUUUACACCGGAGAUAAAAGAAUGCCCAUAAAUACCAUUAAACGCUGGCCUACAAUUCUUAA